GCACAUACACCCUCCUAGAGACUGAUGGCACAAAACGCGUGGUGGAAUACGAAGCCGACGACAAGAACGGAUUCAACGCGAUAGUGCACAAGAUCGGCACCCCCAAGGAACACGAGGAGUACAAACCCCAGAAGCACUACGAGGAGUACAAACCUCAAAAGCACUUUGAGGAGUACAAGCCCCAGUACCACGAGUUCAAUAACUUUGAGGAUGGGUUCGUGCCGGUUGCUGGAGGAUUCGAACAUUAAUAAAAGUAAAUAAAUUAUAGGAUGAAAUCUUUUGAGUCUGAAAGAGGUCUACUAUGGAACGAUUAUGUGAAAAUAAUUUUAGGAGUCAUAUGAUUUUAUCAUGAUUACUUCAUAGGUUACAGUCAUUUGAUUGCAAUAGACAGCACUUAUUUUAUAGCUAAAAUUGUAGCAUCUUAUAAUGCAAGUACCUACAUAAGCGCUAUUUUACAACGAAAAUGUCGUCUGUACCAAAUGACCUAAAUUUCGUAUCAUAGUGUGUGCUUUCAGACUGAAAAGAUUUUCGCACUUGACAUACCUAGACUGUUAAAAAAUAAGCCCAUACAUAAUACAAACGUUUCUAUUACAAAUAAUUUAUUAACAAACUGUAUUAUUUAUAAAGGACAUACCUAAUUGCGAUGUGCAUUUAUCGGAACACUGAAAUUUUCAUUCAAAUUACUUGUAAACGUAUGGGCUCUAUUGUUGAAAUUUUAUAGAUAAGCUUUAAUAGUUGUACUUAUUUGAAUGUUUUUAUCUUUUCGAAUGAUAAAAGUGUGCUUUAGCUUUUAAAUAAAAUCAAGGAGAAACAAUUUAGAAACGAUUUCAGUGGAAAAAUCGAAGUACUUACUCUCUCGAAUGAUGUACGAAUAAAAGCUUUUAAAAGAAGCUGUAUUGUAUGUAAUUUGCUUAAGACUGCUGUUGUUACUGUUUUCAUGUUUUAAUUAGUGUUUAAGCGUUGUACAAAACUCUUACGAUUUGAAUAAAUCUUGAAAAAUUU
Molecule: messenger RNA, 1002 nt
Organism: Ostrinia furnacalis (Asian corn borer)
Lineage: Eukaryota; Metazoa; Arthropoda; Insecta; Lepidoptera; Crambidae
Gene: CPR133
Product: cuticular protein RR-2 motif 133
Exons: 1
Source: RefSeq, a predicted model, not a curated record